AAGACGCCCUUGCAACAAAUAUUAACUGAGGCGCUUAUGAUGAAUCAAAUCAUAAACCUAUGGUAAGUUCCAUGCACAAGCUUGUUAAAAAGUCAAGGCACUGACAUUGUAUGCUGGUUACGGCGAAGGCACUGUCUUUGCUUCUAUCACACAUCCAGUGUUCAAGCUACCACCUAUGCAUGAUUUUUAUUUGGAAAUUGCCGUCUCCGUGCCAUGUCCCAAAAAAAACCAGUUUCCUGACGGUCGCCACACUCAAAACAAGAAGAACGCCAUGCUUAUUCAUUACUAUCCCCAAGAAUGGCGUGUCCCCACUAUCAAAAUGGCGCCCAGUCUCAGACACAUCUAAAAAAUGCGGCACUGACCUGAACCGAAGAUACUGGCGCAGCCGAUUUGAAAGCGCCACCCUUUGACGCCACCGCAAAUAUUCAGCCAAUCAUUUCUCCGAUUUACAUUUGAAUUGAAUUGCCCCCGCAAAGCAGCCACUUCUCUCAACGCACUGGCGAAAUAUUAUCCACGCUUCACACAAUACUGCUGCACUUUUUUUUCUAGCAGUAC
Messenger RNA from Radiomyces spectabilis, 555 nucleotides. RefSeq lists its product as uncharacterized. Lineage: Eukaryota; Fungi; Mucoromycota; Mucoromycetes; Mucorales; Radiomycetaceae. Bases 111 to 410 code for a protein of 99 amino acids. The record is from RefSeq and is a predicted model, not a curated record. The transcript has 2 exons.